AUGUCGUCGGAAGGGGCCAGCUCACCAAAGGGCAACUCCAUCAAAAACCAGUUCGCUUACGUCGACGAGGUCUGCGUGGUAGACGCAUCGCCGGUUGUAGCGGUAGUCGUAGUGUCGGACCCCGUCGUCGCCGUGGCGGACGUCUGCGCGCUGUCGCCGGUCGAGGGUCCUGUGGCGAUCGAUGACCCAGUGGUGAGGCCCGUGAGGCUGCUGAGGCCACUGGUGCCGGUCCCAGUUCCCGAGAUCAAUGAAGAGAGACCGCUGGUACCGGUGCCGGUGCCUGAGAUCAACGAGGAGAGGCCGCUAGUGCCGGUCCCAGUGCCUGAGGUCAAAGAGGAGAGCCCGCUCAUGAUGGAGGACAUGUCGCCGAGAGACGAGAGACCGCCGCCACUCAGGAGCGAGCUCAACCCCGAGCCGGAGGUCAGCGACGACAGCGAAGUCGAACUGGGCAGCAAACUGGAGAGCGACGAGAGCGCCGAAGUCGAAGUGGAGGCACUCGCCGUCGACCCCGUCAGAGUGGAGAAGUCGAGGCCCGACGUGGUGCCCGUGCGAAGCAGCUUGCGCUCAGGAGCAGCUUGCGCGCAGUGA
Molecule: messenger RNA, 588 nt
Organism: Phytophthora sojae
Lineage: Eukaryota; Oomycota; Peronosporomycetes; Peronosporales; Peronosporaceae
Exons: 1
Coding region: 1-588 (195 amino acids)
Source: RefSeq, a predicted model, not a curated record